GCCGCCCACCGCUAUUGCCACCGCCAUUGCCAUUGCCACCGCCACCGACACGGCUACCAUUACACAACAGAAAAUUGACUUAUCCUCUUCCAUUUCGCAUUUUACUCUCAUAAUUUCUCCGAAUUUUACCCAGUAAAUGAAAUUAUAGAAUUAGGGUUUUGAGGACUCAACGAGGAAAAGAAAGAAGAGCAACAUGGAUGAUUCCGAGGACUCAGAAUCGAAAUCAGUGAGCGAGACAGUAAACGGAUCACACCAGUUCACGAUCAAGGGUUACUCCUUGGCGAAAGGGAUGGGUCCCGGGAAAUGUAUAGCCAGCGAUAUUUUUACCGUCGGAGGUUACGAUUGGGCGGUUUACUUUUACCCCGACGGUAAGAAUCCGGAGGAUACCGCGAUAUAUGUUUCGGUUUUCAUUGCUCUGGCUAGUGAAGGUACUGAUGUUCGUGCACUUUUUGAGCUCACCCUUGUGGACCAGAGUGGGAAAGGGAAGCAUAAGGUUCACAGUCACUUUGAUCGAGCGUUGGAGAGUGGGCCUUAUGCGUUGAAGUACAGAGGAAGCAUGUGGGGUUACAAGCGUUUUUUCAGAAGAACAACUUUAGAAGCUUCUGACUAUAUAAAGGAUGAUUGCAUAAUCAUGAACUGCACUGUUGGAGUAGUCAGAACUCGCAUCGAGGGUCCCAAACAGUGUUCUAUUCGUGUAUCGCCAUCAGACAUGGGUCAGAACCUUAGGGCUUUGUUAGAAUCUGAGAUUGGUUGUGAUUUAAUUUUUCAGGUUGGUGACGAGACAUUUAAGGCACAUAAGUUGAUCCUUGCUGCUCGGUCACCUGUUUUUAGAGCACAGUUUUUUGGGCUUGUAGGGGAUCAUAACAUGGAUAAAGUAGUUGUGAAAGAUGUUAAGCCUUCUGUCUUCAAGGCAAUGCUCUUGUUUAUUUAUACCGACAAGCUUCCGGAUAUGCUGGAGAUUACAGGCUCCGCGGCUACAUGUGUGCCUAUUAACAUUGUGCAGCAUCUUUUGGCUGCUGCUGAUCUGUACAAUUUAGAUAGGCUCAAAGUGUUGUGUGAGGCAAAAUUGUGUGAAGAACUUAAUGCUGACACAGUGGCAACGACCCUUGCACUUGCCGAGCAGCACCAUUGUGCACAGCUUAAGGCCGUAUGUUUGAAAUUUGCUGCCACUUCAGCAAACUUGGGAGCGGUAAUGCAAUCAGAAGGGUUCCGGCCCUUGGAGGAAUCUUGCCCGUCUCUGUUUUCAGAGCUGUUGAAAGCCUCCGCACUUGUCGAGGAGUGCUCGAGCCUGCCAUCAAGCAAGAAGAGGAGUGGCAGCAGUCUCUAUGGAAUGGAUCUAGCAGCAGAAGCUCCCAUGGAAGAACCAGAGAAUCCCAAUGAAAGGUGUGUUCGGAGGCGAUGAACGCAUUUUCAAAGGAGUGCGUUUUUAACAAAACCCUAACGACGCAUGUAUAUUACAUGUCAAUAUUAGUUUUGCAUUUUUUAUUCUAGAUCCGACUUUGUCCUGUCCUGAAUUCGAAUUAUAUGUCCUGAUACUCAUCAAAUAUGAGUGUUUGAGAUGAAUUUCCAAGAAAAACGAAAAUUUGAAGGGGAAA
Hibiscus syriacus is the source of this 1595-nucleotide messenger RNA. RefSeq names its product BTB/POZ and MATH domain-containing protein 3-like. Gene Ontology annotation, biological process: protein ubiquitination. The transcript is spliced from 5 exons. Lineage: Eukaryota; Viridiplantae; Streptophyta; Magnoliopsida; Malvales; Malvaceae. Bases 194 to 1402 code for a protein of 402 amino acids. The record is from RefSeq and is a predicted model, not a curated record. Gene Ontology annotation, molecular function: protein binding.